This is a messenger RNA of Verticillium alfalfae VaMs.102, 3162 nucleotides long. RefSeq lists its product with no specific name. The transcript is spliced from 2 exons. The record is from RefSeq and is a predicted model, not a curated record. The coding region runs from base 1 to 3162 and encodes 1053 amino acids. NCBI's taxonomy places the organism in Eukaryota, Fungi, Ascomycota, Sordariomycetes, Glomerellales, Plectosphaerellaceae.
AUGGCCAUCCAAGGGAUCAACCGACCCAUUCCUGGGGAGGUCACCAUUGCGUCUUCGGCCGCCGGCGCCCCUCGACUUGACUUUCCUCGCUUCAGUUUCUUCGGUCAGGAUCAGGACGACGCCGAGAAGUCUGCUCUUCCCCGAACCAAAUCCUCCGGUGAUAUUGUCAACAUGACGAUCAACAGUGCAGAAGAGGAUGAAGACAAUGCCAGCCAGCGGAUCUCUCUCGACGAAGGCAGUCGCAUUCGCGCCAGAGACAACGGCGAGAGGUCAGACAUCAGCGAGCUCAUCCAGUUCCUCCGCACAGAAUCACCACCGCCGCACAACUACCUCGCCUCAGCCUUUGAUGACGAUGCCGACAUGGUCGAGGACAUCGGGAAAUGGCGCCAGCUUCACUCGACCAAGGACGGCCCUGCCAGACUCGGCCGUGGCCUCCAAGACCUCCAGCGGCCACUCACAUAUUGCCAUCUCUAUCCCCAUGGAGCACUGCCACCUGGGACCCGAUUCGGACUGGGCCGUCACAGCUUUCAACGCUACAAAACCGCUCCCGCCGUCGCCUCCGCCCGACCCGCGAACGUCAUCGGGAUCACAAGAUCGCUCUUUACGACCCCGCCACGAGCAUGGCUCAGUCAGUGCGCCCGGUACCGCACACGGAGACUCGGAGUGGCUUUCCAUGAUGAAGGCCUCCAAGAAGAACGCAAUGCCCAAGAUGGAACCCAAGAGUUUCGAUUCAUCAGUUCUACUCUGGCAGCGCGACAUUCCUCUGAGCCCUCCACGAUCGCCUCCAAGUACAGCGUCUGGCAGCACCAAAGGCCGGUCUCCGAGCACGCCGGCCCAGUCGCACAGGGCACCCAUGCCCAUGGACCCCAACGACCAUGUCGAGGUCCCGAGAUCAUCGACGUCGAGCCCAAAGACGCCAGAAACCAUUAUGGAAGAUCGCCUUCGGAAGGUUCACGUCUCGUGGUUGACCACGUCGAACAUGCUGCAAUCUGCCCCUGGCCCGCCGCCAAGAUCCGCCUCCAGCGCCUCACCCAGGCGGUCGCAGCGCCCGAUGAAAUCAAGCUGCCGACCCGCAAGUCGAGCCUCAGAACGCCCAUAGCCGCAGCUAUGAGCAGCCAGAAUCAAUGGUCUAUCGACGGCAUGCUGGAGACCCAACAAAGACAGACGGAAAGGCUCAGCGCUCCGAUCGAGCUUCCCGAGCUCAGUCCGAGCACCCUCUCCUUCUCGGAGCAAUCAAUCGCCACGAGCAUUGUGUCAGAGGGGUCUGAGCCCGUUGUACAGAACGCCAGGGAAGUACGAGGUUACUCGAACGCAUCAGUCGUCCUACAGACAACGCCCGGUGCCACGCCCCGCGCGUCACUCAUUCAGCUUCCUGCAUCCAAAUACUCGCCCCCUGUCGCAGCAGCCUCACCCCCCUAUAAGGCGGCACGCAGGGCGCCUGCCAAGAUGAACACCCGCAGGCAGAGUCGCGCCGAGCGUGUCAAAUCGCUGAAGCAGCGUGACAUGGAGCUGGCCCGCGCACAGCUGAGCCACAUCCGGCAGGCCUCUGGCUCUACGCAGAGCAGCGACAAGCCCCGGACCGCGGGCACGUCCAUCAGCUCCCUGCGGCUUCCCUCUCGCGAAGGGCCGCUCCGGGACGGGCCUCUGCUGUCCGACUUUACCAAUCAGUUCCCACGUCCGCCCACUGCGGAUCGCGCACCAGAGCAUAUUGCUUACAGCCUGAGCCGUGAACAAGAGUCCCUCAAGCGCUCAGAAUCCACAAGCCUUUCGCCCCAGCCCGAGGCUGAGACUGAAGCUGACGCCGGGGCUGAGGUUGACGCCGAGGUAGGAUCGCUUGGCCAGAGGGAUAGCACGAUGAGCUUCGAGCCGCCUCGCCGGUACAACAGCUAUCAGCGCACCAGCUGGGCAAGCUCGAUUCCUCUACUCGACCGCAUCAGCAGCUACGCGCCGUCGGAAGCGAGUUUUAUGAACAUUCUAGACUCGGUCAGCAGCGACUCUAACCCUCACCGGCGAUCAGACUCGGCGACGCUGCCUCGAAUCGAGCAAGAGCGUCUUGCUCCUUCGCGGCUGAGCUACAUGGUGCCCGUCCCUGACAUGGAGCUGGCAGAGGAUGCCGAUCAAGUCACAGAGUCGGCAGCCGACACGGGUGCGUCAUCCGAACCGCCCGUGCUGCAGCCCAUCUCGAGGCUCAGUGCCAUGUUGCCCAUGUCGGAAAGCCAGCCGCUGAGUGUCUAUGUGGAACGCUGGUCCGCUUCGACGUUGACCUCGCGGACCGAUGACGUGAUCAUCUCCUUCACGCCCACUUCGGAAGAUAACAGACGAGCAGGUGAAGCCGUGCCGAGGUGGAACGUUCAGGACGAGAACCACAACGAGCCCCAGCUCAUCGCUCAAUCAAGCUCGCUGGUUCCGACUCGAGACCGAGGCGGGGGGCUUCGGGCCAGUGGCCGGGACACCAACAGCUCCAACCGCGGGGCGUAUCGCGAGUCUGAUACGCUGUUUGAGGUGGACGCCUACCACGGGGACCAUCUCGUCUCCCAGCGAGGCCCGCACGCUCUCCUUCGCAUGUCCUCGUCGGAGCUGCGUGCCCACUAUGCCUCGCUCCGCCGCUCGGAGCGGACGUCGGACCUGGCACACCACAUGCUCCUCAACCAGGAGAGGCUGGAGCUCGACAUACGGCGCCAGGAACGCAAUCAAAUGUUUUUCAUCGGCAGGCUCGAACGCGCGCUGGACGAUCUCGGUACCCGGAUGCCGUCGAGGGCCUCCGGUCUUGUCGGCACGUCGUCUGCUUGGAGUGAAGGCGAGGUGGAACAGGAGGCGCGAGCCUUGAUGGGUGAGCGCACCACGCCCAGAAGGGCAAGGAUGAGGAGGACUUCGAAGCCGGUCGACGAGGGCGUGACCGCAGUCGAGUGCGAGCGUGGCAGACGCCGCGGCGGAGAGACGAGACCCCGGACGGCAGUGAACACGAGCGGUAGCCAGCAACAGCGCAGCGCGGCCGCGACCAACACUGGUGGUCUCGAUGCCAUGGAGCCACUGAUGCGCGAGCUGCACGGCGCGGCCCGCGUCAGCCUCGAGCAAUCGGACCGUGGCCGGUCGCGGACGCUGGAGUCUUCGACGACAACAACAGAGGAAAGGGCUCUCAAUGCGUACCUCAACAUGUUUUGA